Lynx canadensis (Canada lynx) is the source of this 2984-nucleotide messenger RNA. RefSeq names its product malic enzyme 2 (gene ME2). Gene Ontology annotation, cellular component: mitochondrion. The transcript is spliced from 16 exons. The coding region runs from base 526 to 2280 and encodes 584 amino acids. The record is from RefSeq and is a predicted model, not a curated record. Gene Ontology annotation, molecular function: malate dehydrogenase (decarboxylating) (NADP+) activity; malate dehydrogenase (decarboxylating) (NAD+) activity; NAD binding. Gene Ontology annotation, biological process: pyruvate metabolic process; malate metabolic process. Lineage: Eukaryota; Metazoa; Chordata; Mammalia; Carnivora; Felidae.
AUGCGAGGUCCGCCGUAAACCAGCCUCCGUUCCUUUCGUGGAACGACGGGCGUCGCCUGUAUCUCCGGACUCCUACUCCACACCGCCCCUCUCGCAUUCCUCGGGAUCGAGUGCACACGGGUGCGCGCCCGGCCUCAAAACAGAAACCUCAAAGAAACAGACCGAGGAAAGCGCCCAGGGGAAGGAACCCCGGCGCGCGGGCCGCGAAGCCUCAGCCACAGCUCCGCCCUCUGGGGCCGGCUUUCUGCCUCCGCAUUGGUCCGCGCGCCCGUCAGUUUCCUCUCCAGGCCGCGCCAGCCGGCCUCCCGACUCCCUUGCUCAUUACGCCGCCGUACUUAGGCUGCCUUGCCGGCUGUUGGCCGCCCAUGCCAGUCAGAGCCUGAGCUAGCGCCGGCUCCGCGAAGCUCGGGAAGGGGAGGGCCAGACUCGGCCGCAGCUGAGCAUCGCCUGGGUGGGCGGCAGGGCCGCGGCCUCUCCGCCGGCAGCACCACCUGUCGCGGGGCGAGACUUGGGGUGAAAGGAAAGAUGUUGUCCCGGAUCAGAGUAGUUGCUGCUCCUUGUACUCGGGCAUGUCGUCAUUUGCACAUAAAAGAGAAAGGCAAGCCACUCAUGUUGAACCCAAGAACAAACAAGGGAAUGGCGUUUACAUUACAAGAACGACAAAUGCUUGGUCUCCAAGGACUUCUACCUCCCAAAAUAGAGACACAAGAUAUUCAAGCUUUACGAUUUCAUAAAAACGUGAAAAAAUUGAAUAGUCCUUUGGAAAAAUACAUCUACAUAAUGGGAAUACAGGAAAGAAAUGAAAAAUUGUUUUAUAGAAUUCUGCAAGAUGAUAUCGAAAGUCUGAUGCCAAUUGUAUACACACCAACAGUCGGUCUUGCCUGCUCCCAAUAUGGACACAUCUUUAGAAGACCUAAGGGAUUAUUUAUUUCAAUCUCAGACAGAGGUCAUGUUAGAUCAAUUGUGGAUAACUGGCCAGAAAAUCAUGUUAAGGCCGUUGUGGUGACUGAUGGAGAGAGAAUUCUGGGUCUUGGAGAUCUGGGUGUGUAUGGAAUGGGGAUCCCAGUAGGAAAGCUCUGUUUGUAUACAGCUUGUGCUGGAAUACGGCCUGAUAGAUGCCUGCCUGUGUGUAUUGAUGUAGGAACUGAUAAUCCAGCACUCUUAAAAGAUCCGUUUUACAUGGGCUUAUAUCAGAAAAGAGAUCGAUCACAGCGCUAUGAUGACCUGAUUGAUGAGUUUAUGAAAGCCAUUACUGACAGAUAUGGACAGAACACACUUAUUCAGUUUGAAGACUUUGGAAAUCAUAAUGCAUUCAGAUUCUUGAGAAAAUAUCGAGAAAAGUAUUGCACCUUCAAUGAUGAUAUUCAAGGGACAGCUGCAGUAGCUUUAGCAGGUCUUCUCGCAGCACAAAAAGUUAUUGGGAAGUCGUUCUCAGAACACAAAAUCUUAUUUCUUGGAGCAGGAGAGGCUGCUCUUGGAAUUGCAAAUCUCAUCGUUAUGGCCAUGGUAGAAAAUGGCCUCUCAGAAGAAGAGGCACAAAAGAAAAUUUGGAUGGUUGACAAGUUUGGUUUAUUAUUUAAGGGACGAAAAGCUAAAAUCGAGAGUCAUCAGGAGCCCUUUGCUCACUCAGCCCCAGAGCAUAUACCUGAUACUUUUGAAGAUGCAGUAAACAUACUCAAGCCUUCAGCUAUAAUUGGAGUUGCAGGAGCUGGCCGGCUUUUCACCCCUGAUGUAAUCAAAGCCAUGGCUGAUAUCAACGAAAGGCCUGUAAUAUUUGCAUUGAGCAAUCCUACAGCAAAGGCUGAAUGCACAGCUGAAGAAGCAUAUACACUUACAGAGGGAAGGUGUUUGUUUGCCAGUGGCAGUCCAUUUGAGCCAGUGAAACUCAAUGACGGGCAAGUAUUUACACCAGGCCAAGGAAACAAUGUAUAUAUUUUUCCAGGUGUGGCUUUAGCUGUUAUUCUCUGUAAUACCCGGCAUAUUAGUGACCAUGUUUUCCUAGAAGCUGCAAAGGCACUGGCAAAUCAAUUGACAGAUAAAGAGCUAGCUCAAGGGAGACUUUACCCACCACUUGCUGAUAUUCAGGAAGUUUCUAUUAACAUUGCUAUUAAGGUUACAGAAUACCUGUAUGCUAACAAAAUGGCUUUUCGAUACCCAGAACCUGAGGACAAGGCCAAGUACAUUAGAGAAAGAAUAUGGCGAAGUGAAUAUGAUUCGUUGCUGCCAGAUGUUUAUGAUUGGCCAGAAUCUGCAUUAAGCCCUCCCCUGAUAACAGAAUAGAAGCAUACCCACUGAGAAAUACUUUCCAUGCUUCAGGGAACCUGUUUUUUUCAGACAAAAAGAGAGAAUGUUCUCAAAUUUAUGGUUUUUUCCUGUGUUUUAUUCUCCCCCACCGCUUUGCUUGACUUACUCUUUUCAUGAAUUUAUACUUCUGUAGAGGGUAGAUGUGUUGGCUAUAUUGUUAAUGCCCACCAGGACCCUGCAAUCAAAUAACCAUAAUGCUUUCAUUCUGAUUUGUAGCUCAUACCACAUCAAAGAGAUGUUCCAAAUGUAUUUAUCAAUGUCUUCACUUGUGCUCUUAUUCUUGCUUGCCAAAGUAUUCGCUAUUUACUAUUAUAAUAAUGAUCUUCUCUCCCCAGCCCUAGAAUCGAAAUUUACUUCUGUAGAUAGGAGUAUAGAAUUUUAAGAAGCCAAAUUUAACCAAAUUCUGAGGACAAACUGUCAGUAUCUGCAAGUCUUCUUUUUGUCUGCCUCAUUUUAUCUUUAUGCUCUGAAAUCCUUUCGAGUUGAUAAAUCUAGAGAAAUGUGAAAAAUCUACCCUGUUAUUUAUUUUCUGGACCUAAUUUGAAGCUUUAACAUCAUAAGAGAGAAGUGGGAAGUAUUGCUGCCUUUAGACAAAUAAACAAAAUAGUCAUUGUUUUCAAUAGUGUAUAAAAAUCAUAGUGUAACUUUUUUAUUUAAUAAAGGUAAUACCCUAAAUUUAA